This is a messenger RNA of Penicillium malachiteum, 282 nucleotides long. RefSeq lists its product as uncharacterized. The coding region runs from base 1 to 282 and encodes 93 amino acids. The transcript has a single exon. NCBI's taxonomy places the organism in Eukaryota, Fungi, Ascomycota, Eurotiomycetes, Eurotiales, Aspergillaceae. The record is from RefSeq and is a predicted model, not a curated record.
AUGAGUGAGAUAGCCGAGAUUGUGCGAGAAAUUGGUCGUCAACAAGCAGAAAACCUGUUUUACCGAAAAUGUUAUGCGAUAUUAAAAUCCCUGCAAGACGUUAUUUCGCAGGCUGCAGACGAUCUUGUCAAAGUUUAUGAGAGCUCCCUUCACAGGGAAUUCAACGAUCUCCGACAUGCGCAUCAAAUUGUGGAGGAAUUGCGUAUGUAUCUUGAUGAGAUACAUGAUCGGGAGAAAAAUGCACUUACAGCUUUGACGGAAUUUUAUGACAUUCGGAGCUGA